GGGCAUCUUUUUCAUCAACAAACUUUUGUAACUACCCGAACGUGCUCAUAUCUCAUCAUGAGUAGAAGCAGAAGCCAUACUGGACCGAGUCAUUCUCCCGCAUGGGCUCCACCGGCUGCGGCUGAGCAGAUUUGGAACGAGUUUAGCAAAGAAGAGAGCACCGAUGAGGCAACUAUCCAGAAGUCUUUUAUACGUCAUGCUACAAAGACCCUGGCCCGCAGCUCUUAUAAUAUGGAUCAAUUUGCUGCAUAUCAAGCGACCGCUCACAGUGUGCGUGACCAUUUAAUUGACAGAUGGAAUGCGACACAGCAUUGCCAUAGUGUGAAAGAUCCGAAGCGCGUCUAUUACAUGUCGCUCGAGUUUCUGAUCGGACGAACACUUGAUAAUGCCUUGUUGAACUUGAAUUUGAAGGACCACUAUAAACGCGCAAUUGGUGGUAUUGGAUUCACAAUUGAGGAUCUUGUCGAUGAAGAGGUUGAUGCAGCAUUGGGCAAUGGGGGCUUGGGGCGAUUGGCCGCUUGUUUUAUGGACUCUUUGGCCACUCUGGAUUAUCCUGCAUGGGGAUACGGGAUCAGAUAUGAAUACGGAAUCUUUCAACAGAAGCUGGUGGAUGGGUACCAAACAGAGUACCCUGAUUACUGGCUCACGUUUGGAAACCCGUGGGAAAUUCAACGUCUGGAUGUCUCGUAUGAUGUUCGCUUCCGCGGGUACGUUGAAAAAUAUGUAGACGUUAGUGGACAAACACGGUAUCGAUGGGAGGGAGGCGAAAAGGUUGUCGCGGUCGCAAAUGAUUAUCCUAUUCCUGGGUUCCAAACCAAGAAUUGCAUCAACAUCCGCCUCUGGUCAAGUAAGCCGAAGAAGGAGUUUGACUUUGCAAGCUUCAACGAGGGCAACUAUGAUAAGAGUGUGGAGGAGCAGAAGGCAGCCGAAAACAUUACAAGUGUCUUGUAUCCGAACGAUAACCAUAUGGUCGGCAAAGUCCUGCGUCUCAAGCAGCAGUACUUCUUUGUUUCCGCAACGUUGCAAGAUAUCAUUCGGCGUUUCAAGAAGACAUCCCGACCUUGGUCAGAAUUCCCCCAGCAGGUGUCCAUUCAAUUGAACGAUACGCAUCCUACCCUCUCCAUUGUCGAGCUGCAGCGAAUUUUGAUUGACGAGGAGGGACUUACGUGGGACGAGGCAUGGGAUAUAGUGACGCACACAUAUUCGUACACCAACCACACAGUUUUGCCCGAAGCUCUGGAGAAAUGGGCAGUUCCCUUGAUCUCAGACUUACUUCCUCGUCACAUGAUGAUUAUUUUUGAGCUCAACCUCUACUUCCUACAACGUGUGGAAAAGUUGUUCCCGGGUGACAGAGACAGGCUGCGGCGCAUGUCUGUCAUUGAAGAAGGACACCCUCAGUAUGUGAGGAUGGCGCACCUUGCAGCGAUCGGAAGCCAUCACGUUAACGGUGUUGCUGAGCUUCAUUCUGAACUUGUGAAGACAACAAUAUUCGCUGACUUCGUUGAGUUCUUUGGUAAAGAGAAAUUUGUCAACGUGACCAAUGGUGUUACCCCGAGAAGGUGGCUGCACCAAGCAAACCCUGGGUUGAGUACCCUCAUUUCCGAGAAGUUGGGGGGAACUGCUUGGUUAAAGGAUUUGUCUCAAUUGGACAAAAUCAAAGCAUUUGCCGAUGACGUGGGCUUUCAGAACAGGUUCAUGGACAUCAAGUACAAGAACAAAAUCAGAUUGGCAGAGUAUGUCAAGGAUGUUACCGGUGUGACACUCUCACCUGAUGCGCUUUUCGACGUGCAAUGCAAGCGUUUGCACGAAUAUAAGCGUCAGCACAUGAAUAUCUUUGGCGUCAUUCAUCGGUAUGAGAAACUGAAGAGUAUGAGCAAGGCGGAAUUGGAAAAAGUCGUUCCGCGAGUCGUGAUCUUUGCGGGCAAGGCUGCGCCAGGUUACUACACUGCAAAGCUCAUUAUCAAGCUGAUCACCAGCGUGGCGAAUGUUGUGAAUGCGGACCCACAGACAUCUGAAUACCUCAAGCUUAUUUUUAUCCCCAACUACAAUGUCUCUGUUGCCGAGAUCUUAAUUCCGGCAAGUGAUCUUUCCCAGCAUAUCUCAACAGCUGGAACUGAAGCUUCGGGCACAUCUAACAUGAAAUUUGUACUAAACGGAGGAUUGAUCCUGGGAACGGUUGAUGGAGCCAACAUUGAGAUCGGCGAAGAAGUUGGCAAGGACAACAUUUUUUUCUUUGGCGCUCUGACAGCUGAGGUGGAGGACAUCCGGCAUCACCAAAUGUAUCACAACGUCGCAAUGGAUGCCAAGCUUCAAGGUGUCAUCAAAAGCAUUCAAUCGGGUCGCUACGGGGACUCGGUCAUAUUUGAGCCUCUUCUCGGCACCCUUCGCUCCGAUUACUAUUUGUUAAGCAAGGACUUUACACCAUACUUGGAGGCGAUGGAACGCGUCGAUGCAGCUUUUAAGAACAAGUCUGCAUGGGCCAAGAAGUGCAUCACAGCUGCUGCAAGCAUGGGGAAAUUCAGUUCUGAUAGAUCCAUUCAAGAUUAUGCCAAAAGGAUAUGGAAAAUAACUCCCGUUCCAACGACCGAGGAGUUUGCAUAGUGCCCCUAUUUAGAUGGACGUGAUGUAACUACUCGACAAUAUAAAUUUGUGACAAUUCCUCAGCACA
Messenger RNA from Spizellomyces punctatus DAOM BR117, 2668 nucleotides. RefSeq names its product glycogen/starch/alpha-glucan phosphorylase. Lineage: Eukaryota; Fungi; Chytridiomycota; Chytridiomycetes; Spizellomycetales; Spizellomycetaceae. The transcript has 13 exons. Gene Ontology annotation, molecular function: glycogen phosphorylase activity; pyridoxal phosphate binding. The record is from RefSeq and is a predicted model, not a curated record. Gene Ontology annotation, biological process: glycogen catabolic process. The coding region runs from base 58 to 2601 and encodes 847 amino acids. Gene Ontology annotation, cellular component: cytoplasm.